CCAUGGCGUCCGCGGCGGCGCCCGCGCGGCACUUUCAGUUUCUCCUUCGCGCGGGUGCAGGGCGGCUCGGCGCGGCCCGGGCCUCUCGCGUGCACCUGCGCCGGGCCGCAGCCCGCGGGCUUCCCUGCGCGGCCGGAGCAGCGGGCGGGCCUCGCGAGUCGCAGUGACUCGGGCCGGGAGACGUUCCGGGUGACUUCUCACCCCUCGGCGGCGCGGGGCUCCUGGGAGCGAAAACCACCAGUUGCUAACGUGUCCACGGAAGCCACAAAUGUGCAGGGCAAAAGCCGGGCUCUUGGACGCGAACGCCACCGAGGAGGCGUCGCUGCUUCUGCCGCGGAUGUGGCAGACGUUGCCAAGUCAUCUUGUAAAAAAAGGAAGUGGACAAUGAUUAAGAGGUUCACGCCCCGUGCCCCUCCAACCGCUAAUGCUUUUUUCUCUCCGUCUUAUGUACAUGCACCUGCCCAGGUGGGACCUCGAGGAAGUAUAACUUUGUGGGUCCGCCUAAUCUGGCAGACCCUGCUUAGGGCAAGGUGGACAACGGAAGCCCAACACAGAGAUGACGUGGCUCUGAUUUGUUCAGCAUUUGCCGUAGACUGUUGAGUGGAAGACUUUCUGUGAGGUAAACCAUUCUCUUUAUCUGCACUUGACACAUGUGGGAACAGAGAUUUCCUUAAGAAACAUGACAGAGUUCACUUACCUGGCGGAAUUGGGACAAAACCCUGCCGCACUCCGGCUCCAAAGUCCACGCUGGGAGCUCCUGUGUUACAGGACCUUGUGAAAUAACGUGGCAGUCUAGAAACGGAUGAGCGCGGGCGCGGGCGUGUGGGAUGCUGCUGAGCCGGGGUGGGAACCGAGGGGAAGGUGCCUGGAAUGUGUGACUUCCAGGAAGGAACUUGGACCUGAUCAGGUCUUCUAGAUUUGGUUAUGAUAUAGCAAAGGAGGUAAGGAGAAAGAAGGCGGAAGGAGAAAGAGAACAGCCAUAAAUUAAAGAGUCAGGCAAAGCGGUUCAAGUCGGAAAUUUGACGCGGAUUGCUUUUUUAGUCUUACUUCCCGAGUCCGUAGCAGGUCGUGCGCAGUGGCCUCCAAGGCUAGGGCUCUUCCAGCGUUCAUCCGCCCUGAAGCCUCCCCGUUCUCCUCGGGGCAGCAGGGUGUCGGAUCACACUUCCGCCCUGUGCCCAGCUGCCCGUGUGUGCCUAGUCCUGCAGGCCCGGGUGAUCAGGGGCUGUCCCUGUCCCUCACACCUGCUGGACCUCACUGGACUGCACACGCUGGCCCUUCCGCCCACUUCCUUCCUCCCAGAGUGGUCCAGCACAGGCCUGUUGAAUGACAGAAUGAGCUACAACAGUGACCUGAAGCCUGCGUGGGAAAGAAUGUGUGAGAGCGGAAAGAAAACACCAGGAAAGAGGAAGAGAGCAAGUAGAGGGAGGGAGAAAAGGCCAAACAUGCCCAUUUUCCUGGAACGCAGAUGGCUCGGUGGGGAAGGACAGAGGAAGCCGCGGUGGCUGCGGCUGCUGAGCCCUGUAGCUACACCUCAGCAGGGCGGUUAUUGGAGAUACGGAACUGCCCCGACCCUGCGCUUUUUCCCUUCUUUCCGUGGUUGAACUUUUCAGGAACAGAGUAGAAGUGUAUCCAUCAACAACUUUCACAGGAGGAAAUCCUCCUUCCUCUUGUAUGCAAACACCGUAAAAGAUAGCAAAGUAAAGGCUUAUGCAAAAGUUAGAUUUGGGGGGAAAAGAAGGGAAAUUGAUGAGAGGUACAGGGCAAGAGAUAUAAAUUCCUCGCUGGACUCAGUCCCUGCAUUUGAAGAAUCUCUUUUGAAAACGUUCAGAAAACAUUUGGAGUAUUUAUGGUUAUAUGAAAAUGAGCACAUUCUAACUUUCAGGUGGAGUGUUCUAUGAGAAAACUAAUAUUUAGAAAAAAUUCUAAUAUGAAAUCUUAAAUUAGCUGUUGCUACUUUGAUAAAAUAAUUUUUAAUAAGAGGGACAAGGAUAAAGUAUUUUAUGCAUUUUUAAAAUGUAAUUUCAUUUCU
This is a messenger RNA of Chinchilla lanigera (long-tailed chinchilla), 2029 nucleotides long. RefSeq lists its product as uncharacterized. NCBI's taxonomy places the organism in Eukaryota, Metazoa, Chordata, Mammalia, Rodentia, Chinchillidae. The record is from RefSeq and is a predicted model, not a curated record.